AUGACUUUCCAAGUCCCUUACGAUUCCAGCCCGCCUUCUACACCGGAUAAGGGAAAGUCACAAUGGAGCAACAUGUCGACGACCCCCGCCGGACUUCCUCCGUCAGAAGGAAACUCGUUCACGCCCCAAGGGCACCCGACAUCGAACCUCUUCAAUACCUCUCAGAUCGAGUCGCAUUCAACACAACAGGGCUUCGGGAACUCUCUUUUCACCAAGUCAGGAGGCUUCAACACCAAUGACAGCAUUUUCGGCUCCUCUUUUGGAUCUGAGUUUGGCAAUCCCAAAACAACAAGCGCGCCUGCCUCCAAACCCUUCGCCGCAUCACAGUCCCGCUUCGGCUCGACUAAUGUAAGCGCGUUCGGACAGUCCAUGAAUUUUGGCCAAUCCAAUGGCUUUGGGCAGUCAGAGAUGAGCGAAUACAAUGAGGAAUACGAAGAGGGCGAGGAGGAGAUGCAACCGGAGGAAGAGCUCGAGGAGGAGGAGGAUGCAGAGGAAAACAUGGAUAUGAGUGCUCGUGAACCCUCGAAUCGUCUCAGCUUCUUGGAUUCCAACUUUGGAAACCCGCUACCAGCUCAGUCCUCGGCGCUCGGCCAGCGCAAGCCGAUCUACACAAACCCUACUGAUGCCAAACGGCCGAAGCUCGACGAGCGCUGGGCGCAGCCGUCACCCGUUCGCAAAACCAAGCUCUCCCCGAAAAAGUCCUCAGCAAUGCCUUCUAUCCUGCACAACCUCGCUUCCCGAUCCCGCGCGGCUGCUGUUGACGAGCCGGCUGACAUGAUUAUCAACACGGAGGAUACCCUCGGCCGAAUGCACGACGAGCUAAGAGAUAUUGAAUACGGACAUCUCGAUCUUGAUCUCGUCCUGUCUUACACUGCGAACAAACUGGCAGCAACCUGGGAUAUUUGCGCGGAUCGCAGUGGGAUUAUCCGGCCAUACGGCUCUGGAUCCAGCAUUGGCCCCGAGAAACAGGCCCCGAAUUUGGUCAAGGCAAGCUUCUUGGCCUCGUUACUCUUACAAAUUCACCAUCCCGGCCGUGCCUCUAACCCAAUCGCCACCGCCUCCAAUCCUGCAGCUCGAACCGGGCAUAACAGUAUGGUCAAGGCCAUGCAAAGAUCUGUCGUGGCCACGCCAUUGCCUCAAAUUCUGCUCGACUGGUUGAACGGCAACCACGCAUCCCAAGCGAAAGACCUCCAAGCACUUCGCUACGUUGAGCCCAACCCGACCGCCUCAUCAAACUUCUGGGAUAUUAUCAACUCUGCAGUCCUUCGCGGCCGCUUUGCUGAGGCUGCGGAGAUUCUUCGCUCUGCCGAUUUCAACUACGCACGAUCAGCCCUCGAGGAUGGCCUGCCACAACCGGGUUACCGAGGCGUCCAACUGCAGAAUAUCCAGCGCUGCGUGAACAAAGCCCUUUCGCUCCUCGACUCUUGCCCCGGCUUCCAAGACGAUGAUUGGGAUAUUACCGGUCCUGAUUGGAACCAAUACCGCAAGCGAGUCCUUGCUGCGGUCAACGAUCUUGAGGACUUCGCCGAGGGCGAGGAGAGGGACCAGGCUCCCCCAGUGCAAGAGAAUCGUGGCUUCCAGGCCAUGAACUUUGGUUUGUCGAACUUUGGUCAGAAGCCAAUCUCCUUUAGCCAAUCCGCGCGCAUGGCAGAGAGUCGUGUCCCUUGGAGCAUCUAUCAAAGCCUGCGAUCCCUUUACCGUAUCAUUCUCGGUGACCCGGCCACUAUCAAGGCCCACUCUCAAGACUGGGUAGAGGCGACCGUUGGCUUGACUGCCUGGUGGGAUGGCGAGGAUGAUGAUGGUGGUGCACCCGGAGUCGACUUCCGUGCCAGCACUGCCAGCAAUGAUUUCCAGCGUUCGCGCGGAUCGAGGAGUCAUAUUCGUUCCGUGGAUCGAAACAUGCGCGAUGCCUAUCUCCGUCGUUUGGAUCUGGCAUUCAGCAGCGCCACCAACGAGCCAUCUGACAAUACUGGUUUCCGCGUGAACACCAUGAACAGCGUGGAGGUUGGUCUGGCCAAUGUGUUUGAGGGUAAUGUUCAGGGUGUUGUCGAGUUGAUGCAGUCGUGGUCACAGUGUGUUGCUUCUGCCGUUACAGAAGUGGCAUGUCUCGGCGGUUGGUUCACAUCGGCUGAAACCUCGAAGAAGAUGCCUGGCCUGAGUGACAAUGAUUUGAUGGUUCUAUCCUACGGACAGGACACCGGGCCGGCCACUCGCGAACUCAACAGAGUUGAUAUUAUGCGCAGCUACGCCUUUGGUCUGAAUGAUCGAGGGUCAAUCGAAAAUGAGACCGGAACUCGGGAAGGCUGGGAAAUGGCCUUGGAGGUGUUGAGCCGACUCGACGAUGCCAGCGCUACUAGAAAGGCCGUGUCGGAGAUUGUGGACAAGCUGCCUCUGGACAAUGUGGCCCAGAUGGAUAAGCUGGUCAUGCUGUGCUCGGAUCUGGGACUGGAAGAGACCGGACGCAAGAUUUCCGAGCGAUUCGGUGACUCGAAUGCUUCCAAGUCCGAUAGCUUCGGCCUGGCACUUAUCUGCUAUGCCCGGGCGCAUCACCGACGCAAGGUCAAGUCGGUCGUGGACUUGUUGAUCUCUUACAGUUUGGUCCAUUCCCGCGCAUACCCCGCGACGGCCGACCUGGACGCCAAUCUUCGCUCCCUGAUCAAAGACCCCAAGGCCUGUCUGACCUCCAUUGCAUCCGUUGACGAAGAAGCCGCCGCAAUUCUCCAAUUCUACCUCAGUGGCUACGCAACCCUGCGCCGGUACUACGAGAUCCGCGACGAGGCCCUGGACCUCCAGGACGGCCAACUCCCGCGCUUCAAGCCUCUUGCCCGACGUCGCGCCGCCGCCAAGGCCCUCGCAGCCGUCAUCAGCAGUGCCGCAGACAACAUCUAUGGCGGCCUAUUCGAUCCGAGCUGCGACUCCGCCGUGCAAGUAGACGGACUCCUGGCACUGCUCGGCGAAGCCUUGAUCUUCGUCAACCAACCAACCCCGAUCCUUACCGUAUCCCAACAAUUUACCAUCCUCUCCGCAGUCGAGGACCUGGAAACCGUGACACCACGUGUGUUCGCCCAAUGCGAAGAGUGUUUCCGCUCGACCCUGCUGGGCUACCACAACCCCCCUGAAGGCGCAUCGUUAUCGCCGAGCACGAUUCUCAAGAAAUCCAUUUCCAACCUCUCAGCCUCCACAUUCUCGGUGAUCGGAAACGAGAUGUUCUCCGGGCCCGGUUCAGCUGGUAGCUCAGGUGUCCUCGUCCCUCGACCCGGUGACAAAGACGCGGGUCGGGCACGUGGAUGGGACUGGCGUGCCGGACUGCCGGAGAGUACUCGGGGUGAGGAUGUGCUGCGGAUGUUGCGGUUGGGUCUGGCUAAGGGAUUGAGCUUUGGGUCAUCGGGGGCCGUUUAA
Messenger RNA from Penicillium cinerascens, 3399 nucleotides. RefSeq names its product putative nuclear pore complex subunit Nup85. Lineage: Eukaryota; Fungi; Ascomycota; Eurotiomycetes; Eurotiales; Aspergillaceae. Gene Ontology annotation, cellular component: nuclear pore outer ring. Gene Ontology annotation, molecular function: structural constituent of nuclear pore. Gene Ontology annotation, biological process: positive regulation of DNA-templated transcription; protein import into nucleus; mRNA export from nucleus. The coding region runs from base 1 to 3399 and encodes 1132 amino acids. The transcript is spliced from 3 exons. The record is from RefSeq and is a predicted model, not a curated record.